Molecule: messenger RNA, 1522 nt
Organism: Austrofundulus limnaeus
Lineage: Eukaryota; Metazoa; Chordata; Actinopteri; Cyprinodontiformes; Rivulidae
Gene: cldnf
Product: claudin f
Exons: 1
Coding region: 451-1188 (245 amino acids)
Cellular component (GO): bicellular tight junction; membrane
Molecular function (GO): structural molecule activity
Source: RefSeq, a predicted model, not a curated record
UUUAAACAUUUUAUGUUUAGUGAAGUUUAAAAAGGUCAAACUACUUUUUGAACCUCCCAGUGUCAUGUGGUAGCUUUAGGCUUUGGUUGAACUUGUUUCUGAUUGGUGUGUUUAGAAGAUAUCAGCAGUUUUUUCAGAACUUCUAAUUAGUCAUAAAUUGCCUUUGUUUUUGUCUUCAAGACGAUUUCAGAACAUUUUAUUUGUUUUAAGUCAAGCUGAUAAACCCAUCAUUUAGUUUAAAGUGAGUUUUCAGAGCCAAGGAAAGGGCAUUGUUUCAAGUUGAGCGCCACACCUCUACCUUUACAGAAGGAAUCUUGUUUGACCAGAGAAACUCACCUGACGACAGGUCCUCCUCCUUCCUUCACUCUCUGGUUCAAACACACGAUCAGAGAGCAGUGUCACUCGGAGCGCCGCAGCGAUCGCUCCUGCCUCCAACAAAUCCUCCUCAUCAUGGGGAAGAUUGCCAAGGAAGUGUCGGGUCAGAUCAUAAGCUUCGUAGGCCUGUGUUUGGCCUCGGUGACCUGCGGGGUCCCCAUGUGGAGGGUGACCACCUACAUCGGGGCCAACAUCGUGACGGGUCAGGUGAUCUGGGACGGGCUGUGGAUGAGGUGCGUCAUGCAGGCCACGGGUCAGAUGCAGUGCACCAUGGCCAACAACGUGAUGAGCAUGUCUCAGGACCUGCAGGCCUCCCGGGCGCUGGUCAUCAUCUGCCUCAUCGUCGGACUCAUCGGCUUCCUCGUCACCUUCAUCGGAGCCAAGUGCACCAGCUGCCUGAAGACGGAGUGGGGAAGCGCCAACGCCGUGAUCUGUGGCGGAGUCCUCAUCAUCUUAGCUGCCAUCCUGGUCCUGAUCCCAGUCUGCUGGUCUGCAGCCAUCACCAUCUCAGACUACGGCAGCAGCUCGCUCACCGAGACGCAGAAGAGGGAGCUGGGAGCGAGCAUCUACAUCGGCUGGGCGGCUGCUGCCGUCCUUCUGAUCGGAGGGAUCAUCCUGACCACCUCCUGUCCUCCUCGACAGAAAUUUUACCCAAACUACCCGGUAGGACCGAUGUACCCGUACGCACCGGCGAGGUACACCGGUCCAGUGUACGCGCCUCCAUCCAGCCAACCCUACACCAGCUCCGGGUCUUACGUCCCCAACAAACCUUACGCUGCACCAGCAACGUACUCUCCUCGACAAUACAUCUGAGACUAAAGAGACAAACUGAGCACAGACUGACAGACACUGGAGUCUAACCCUGAACGUGUAUUUUUAAAGCUUUCUCUGUAAUCUUCUAGAUUUUAAYGUAUAAUUAAUUUGUGAGUUUUUUAAUUCUACAAACUUUAGCCUUAAAGUUACUGCUCUGUAUUAGAAAUAUUUGACAUAAAGAGGAAGAUUAUGUCAUCACAGUUUUAUGUUCUGAGAAAAAAAACACACCAGUCAUGUGGAAAACACGGUUUGUGUAUUUAUAUUUCUGAAAAAGCAACUCUAGCAAACUGUGAAUAUYAUUCAUGUUGUCUGUAAAUAAAUGUUUCUACUUUCA